This is a messenger RNA of Naumovozyma castellii, 954 nucleotides long. It is a transcript of the gene CWC2, whose product is annotated as active spliceosome conformation promoter CWC2. NCBI's taxonomy places the organism in Eukaryota, Fungi, Ascomycota, Saccharomycetes, Saccharomycetales, Saccharomycetaceae. The transcript has a single exon. The record is from RefSeq and is a predicted model, not a curated record. The coding region runs from base 1 to 954 and encodes 317 amino acids.
AUGUCGUCCUGGAGAGAUAAACCUGCCAGAAUACAAGUAAAGGAGAAGGAUCUCCCGAGUACGAUUCCACAACAGAACGGGUUAAGUUUCAACGUAUGGUACAAUAAGUGGUCCCAAGGUGGAUCUGGUAAUGGUGGAGACCGAUUUGUUAAUCCUUUCAAAUUGGAACCCACUUUGCAUUCUGGAUUAACGUUGGGUGAUAAGGAGGGUAGUCGUGUGUUUUGUCUUUAUUUUGCCAAGGGGAUGUGUUGUUUGGGCAAGAAAUGUCAUUAUCUUCAUCAUGUUCCCGAUGAGGAGGAUAAUUUGAAAUUAAAAGGUAAUGAUGUGUUGGACUGCUUUGGUAGAGAGAAAUUUUCCAGUUAUAGAGAUGAUAUGGGUGGUGUUGGUUCGUUUUUGAAGUUGAAUAGAAGUUUGUAUGUGGGUGGUAUUAGUGGCGCUAUUAACAAUAAGACGAAUUUAAAACCUAGUCAAAUUGAGAGUAGAAUACGGUUUACGUUUGGCAAAUUGGGAGACGUGGAGAGUGUGAGGUAUAUAGCAGACAAGAAUUGUGCGUUUGUUAAAUACCGAUACCCGAUGAAUGCAGAGUUUGCUAAGGAAUGCAUGAGCAAUCAGACUUUAUUACUAUCUAGUGAUCCUGAAUGGGAGCAGAGAAAAGAGGGGUCCGGUUUACUGGUGAAAUGGGCCAAUGAGGAUCCUGAUCCGGAGGCUCAAAAGAGAGAAAUGCAAGAGAAGACGCAGGAAACGUUACGAACCAUGGUGAAUUUACUACAGAAGCACGAAGAAAAGCAGCAGCAGCAGCAGCAGAGGAAUAUUGUCAUAGAGGAGGCAGGUAGCGACGAUACUGACAGGUUGUUCGAUAGGACCGUGCUGGACAAGUUGCAAUUAAAGAUGAGCAAGAGCAAGAGAAACCACAGUGCUCUUCGAGAUAGAAUACACAAGAUCAUGAAUAAAUAA